AUGUCAAACACAACCGGAACACCUGCAACCUGGGUAGUGGUUGGUGCUUCACGGGGCAUCGGCCUUGAAUAUGUUAAGCAGCUCCUUCAGGCAGGAAAUCGAGUAAUCGCCACAGCUCGGAACCCAGAAGCAUCGGGACUCUCGGAAGUUAUCAAAGCUCAUGGCGCUCCAGACAAUUGUAUCGUCGAGCAGUGCGACGUUGCGAGUAGCGAAAGCAUUGAUCCUUAUGCACAGGCAUUUGUAGCGAGGACGAGCACUCUUAUAAGCAAGAGAAUCAGACUUGACAACAUCAUCAUGAAUGCAGGUGUUCUCAGAUACCCUAAUCGAGCAACAGAACUAUCAUACGACAACUUCAAAUUCCACAUGGAAACCAACGUCAUUGGACCGAUCAUAUGCGCACAGAAACUGGUCAACUUGAAUCCCGAUAGCCCUCCUUCGAAAUUGAUCUUCAUCUCAUCCGACUCCGGGUCGACCACCAAUUUCCUCGCAUAUGAAGACGGCUUCGCAGCAUAUGCGGCUAGCAAGGCUGCACUCAAUCAAAUGCUGAGACAUAUGGCGGAGGAGUUGAAAAGACGCGGUGGCAAGUGGGCUGAGAUAUGUGUUCUGGCUCUCCACCCUGGCGAGGUGCAUACCGAUAUGAACUCUGGCGAGGUUGGCACCUGGGAUGUAGGAACGCUCUUGGAGCCGGACGAGAGUGUCUCGGGUAUGCUCAAGGUGAUCAAUGAGAAGAAUCACACGGAUACUGGCACACUCUGGUGCUGGGAUGGCAGGGCAAGCUUAUCCAUGGUAAUGAAUGUCAGCCAAAUUGGAUGUCUUGUCAGUAACGCUUGCCUUACGAGACUUCGAUGA
Molecule: messenger RNA, 849 nt
Organism: Fusarium subglutinans
Lineage: Eukaryota; Fungi; Ascomycota; Sordariomycetes; Hypocreales; Nectriaceae
Product: protoporphyrinogen oxidase
Exons: 5
Coding region: 1-849 (282 amino acids)
Molecular function (GO): oxidoreductase activity, acting on the CH-OH group of donors, NAD or NADP as acceptor
Source: RefSeq, a predicted model, not a curated record